Messenger RNA from Laccaria bicolor S238N-H82, 1039 nucleotides. RefSeq lists its product as uncharacterized. Gene Ontology annotation, molecular function: protein binding; metallopeptidase activity. Bases 12 to 974 code for a protein of 320 amino acids. NCBI's taxonomy places the organism in Eukaryota, Fungi, Basidiomycota, Agaricomycetes, Agaricales, Hydnangiaceae. Gene Ontology annotation, biological process: proteasome-mediated ubiquitin-dependent protein catabolic process. The transcript has 4 exons. The record is from RefSeq and is a predicted model, not a curated record. Gene Ontology annotation, cellular component: proteasome complex; proteasome regulatory particle.
GUAAUUCUACGAUGGUAGCAACAACAACAGAACAAUUGACGGCGCUGGCAGGAACGACCGUCAUCGUUCACCCACUCGUGCUGCUUUCCGUAACAGACCACCACGCCCGCUCAAUCUCACGGAACUCUACCAAGCGCGUGGUGGGCGUUCUCCUGGGCCAAGACAAUGGCAAGACGAUCAAUGUGGCAAAUUCAUUUGGGAUACCGUUUGAGGAGGACGAGAGGGAUAGUAAGACGUGGUUUUUGGACCAUAAUUAUAUUGAGGGGAUGUAUGAGAUGUUCAAGAAAGUUAACGCACGAGAACGAAUGAUCGGGUGGUACCACACCGGCCCAAAACUGCGCGCCUCAGACCAAGAAAUCAACGACCUCUUCAAACGCUUCAUCGCCCGCCCCGUAAUGGUCAUCGUCGACGUACGACCACACACCGUCGGCAUCCCCACCAACGCCUACUUCGGCGUCGAGGAGAUCAAAGACGACGGCACGGAGACACGUAAAACCUUCCUCCACGUACCCUCAGCCAUCGAAGCCGAAGAAGCCGAGGAAAUUGGGGUGGAGCACCUAUUAAGAGACAUCAAAGACUCAACGACAACCACCCUCGCUACGAGGGUCUCUGAACAGCUUUCGUCGCUUCGCGGGCUUCAGUCGAGGUUGAGCGACGUGCAAAAGUACCUGGUGGACGUGGCGGCUGGGAAGAUGCCCGUGAAUCAUCAGAUCGUGUAUCGCCUGCAGGACGCGCUGAAUUUGUUGCCUGACCUGACGGACAGUGGGACGACGCAGAGUUUCGCGAGCAGCACGAAUGAUCAGAUGUUGGUUGUUUACUUGAGCAGUUUGUUGAGGGCUGUUAUUGCGCUUCAUGCGCUUGUGGAUAAUAAGGCGAGUAUUGGGCGGACGGACCUGGAAGAGGGGGGUAAAGAGAAGGAGGUAAAGGGGAAAGAGGAGGAAGAGAAGAAGGGGGAUAAGAAGAGUUCGGAAUAGAUUAUAGAUUAGAAAGAGGUCUAUCUUUCAACUAUUUCUGCGCAUGAUUCACGCAUGGAGGUUAC